This is a messenger RNA of Symbiodinium sp. CCMP2456, 2460 nucleotides long. The record is from the annotation of a GenBank genome assembly. Lineage: Eukaryota; Dinophyceae; Suessiales; Symbiodiniaceae.
AUGCGCCAGAUACUCUUUCGGACACUGGAGAAAGUUGAAUCGAAGUGCUCUUUCCGGCAGAAGGUUCAGGUGUCGAAGCUCUUGCAUUCUGCCGGCAACUUCCAGCUGCGGAAUGCGCAGCUGCUCCGGACCUACCACCAAGACCUUUCCUCGCUGUCGACUGCUGGCUUGGUCAAAGCCGUCAAAGCGGUCGAAGACACGGCCUUCGAGGAGCUUGCUCCAUACUUUCGAGAGAUGGCGCUCGAGCGAUGCCAGGAGCAUGGAUGGCACCAUGUCUUCCGUCUGCUCUGGAUCUCUGAUUGCUGCGAUGGCAAGAAUAUUCUUGAGACAGACAAGUGGUGGAAUAGGUGGAAGAAGUACAGCAACGAGCAAGCUCACCUGUUCAAGGUGCUAUACGCUGCCGUCGAAGAUGAAAAUCUCACCGCACGGGUUCUCAUGAGGAAGGCGCUGUCGGAUCAGCUGGUGAAAUUCUGGAAGGAGCGUAAGCGGUUCGUGCGAGCUGCCGCUGUCCUAUCCAUGAGUCGCGGGCACAGCAAGACGGUGAAAGCCGCGGAUGUGAUUGAUCUGCUUGAAAGCAGCGACAAGGAUGAAGUCCACCUGGCUGCUUACAUCAAAGAGCAAAGGAUGUCGGAAGCUGUGGAUUUUUCGGAGAAGGACCCAGAAAGCAUGCUUGCGGCGGCUUUGAGACGCUUGCAGCAGAGUCCGGGUGAUGACACGCUGCACGAGAAGAUUGCAGUAAGGAUCAACCAGCUGGACUUGGGAGGAAAGGAAGCCGUGAGCGUGCUCCGAUGUUGCCAUCUAUGUGCCGUUUUGGAACACCAAGCCGAGGGUAGAGUCGGCAACAUGAAGCUACGCAGAGUCGCCAUGACGAAGCUCGCAGAGGUCGCUGAGCACUGCCAGAGUCAGCAUGGAAACGAGGCUUUCAGCAGGAAGUGCUAUGAAGCCAUCUUUCCUGCCAGGUUACACAGCUGGUACCUUUCUCUUUUCUUCCGAGGAACCUUUUACUCCAAGUCCUGGAGUGAUUGCCUUGCAGCCAACUCUCUCGAUGACUUCCGCGAGUUUCCUUUAGUCUCAAUGGUCAAGACCUGCGAGCUGCUGAAGUCAGUUCUUGCUGAAGAUUUCUGGCAGAUGCAUUGGUAUUCGUAUCCGGCCAAGUUGCCGGAAGAUGCAUCGGAGGCAGCAAGAGAAAUUAUCGGCUGGGCCAGGCCAGCUCAUGAAUUUGCGGAGCUCAACGAUGAAGCGCGCAACAUGAAGGCAGAGGUUUGCCACCAUGUCUACAAGGCUUUGCCUGAUUGGCGACAACCUCUGGCUGCAGAUGAGGUGCGCAAGCCAUUCACAUCACAGCUCCUGGAGGCUUUCCCGACUCUGGAGAGCAUCAAGACAAGCUUUGCGCACACCGCGUGUUUGACGGUUUGCAAGAAAGUCGAGGCGCUUUCGAUCGCCACUGCGAAUGAGCAGUUCCCGGUUCUAAUGCAGCUCAUCCGAGACUACAUUCUGCUCAUGGCUCUGGCGGGCGAGCUCCAGAGAAUUCCAGGGCAGCUCCAAAAAUGGAAUUCUCACCUCAAGAUGCUGGAGGUUCAUGCGAGAACGAUUUGCCAGGAGGCUCUUGGUGAUGACCAGGCAGUGGAAGUCAUCCUGCAAAAAGGCGGCCGACGAUUUCUGAAGGAGCUGUGCGAUUUCUACAUGGAACCCGGACGCCGCCAAAACCUUCGGAAGGCUGUCGCUCUUCUUGGAAGCAAAGAGUGGGAUUCGGAAGGAGGCCACCAGGAGAGCCUGGUGAAGCUCUUCCGCCUGCUGCAAGGCCAGGGGAAGAAGUUCUGGGUCGGAUGCAACUGCUGCCUCAGUGGAGUCGACAAGACGAUGCUUUCCGAAUUUCAGAACCGAUGCAGAGAACGUCUUGCACAGCUCACGGCGGAAUGGGCAAGAAACGGGCCUACGAAAGAGACACUGUGGAUGGUGUUGCGAUUACACUGCGUGGUCUACUACGGCCAGGACACCUUUCACCAUCUGCUGUUGGGGCCAGACUCGUACUUCAGAGGUCGCAGCGAUGAUUUCCUAGAGGUGGCACAAGCGCCUUUCUGGAAGUACUUGGCAGGCCUCUUCGGCAACGAUGUCAACGAGGUUGCCCGCAAGGUCCUCGGCGGCAGAGGUGCAGAAUGGCGACCUCAUCUGCGAGACCUUGUUGACGCGCAUGUGAACAGUAUUCCAGAGGUUGCACUGCCCCUUCUGAAAGGACUUGGUCAAGCCUGGGAGCAUCAGAACUCAGAGGAGCUGAUUCAGACGUUUCUCCAAUAUCUCUCAAAGUACCUGGAUGCUGGUGGCAGUGACAGGGAACUCAGCGAGGUGAUGGAAGCGAUCCCGAAAGUCCAAGCCGAUCCUCGCACGAAGAAGGAGCUGCAGAGUUGCAGGGGUCCAGCACAAGGAGGGGCCUCGUGGGUCCGUGGUUCAGACAGCUUUUGA